UCUUGUUCGUGAGCCCCCACCCCACCCACCCUACCCAUUGACAGCUAGCUAGCUAGCUAAAGGGUUUAUUUCCACAAGCUCAACAAACUCCAGAAUCUAACGUUUCUGAAUUCAUGGAGAAAAUGAAGAAUAAUCAGUAUGAAGACGUUCAUUUUCCGACGAGCCCAUUCGAAGCAACUCAGGGCAAAGCCUCCUCCUUGUCUGCCCCCGUCAGCCCUUUCUCAGAUCAUCAUCACUCGCCUGGAGAUUUCCCUGCCCCUGCCCCUGAAAAUGGCGCGGCACUGGCAGCAAGGAAACCCCUGAGCAGGAGGAGAACCAGUUUUGCACAUCGAAUUCGAGAGCACGUGAGAAUGGGGCCUAACUUCGCGGAGACGGUGAAGGGGAAGCUGAGCGUCGGUGCGAAAAUCAUCAAGAAAGGCGGGAGGGGGAACAUGUUCCGGGACAUGUUUGGGAUGAGCGAUGGCGAGAAGCUGCUGAAGGCAUCUCAGUGCUAUCUGUCGACGACAGCAGGUCCGAUUGCAGGGACUCUGUUCAUCUCCACACACAAGGUUGCAUUCUGCAGUGAGAGAUCCAUCCCUCUCCACUCCUCUUCCCAUGGCGUCGUCACAGCUCCUUACAAGGUUUGCAUUCCAGUUAAGAAAAUAAGAGUGGGGAAGGAGAGUGAAAAUGCAGACAAACCCUCCCAGAAGUUCAUUCGGAUAGUGACUGAUGAUGAUUAUGAGUUUUGGUUUAUGGGAUUUGUAAGAUUCGAGAAGGCUCUAACGAGUCUUGAAAUGGCCAUUUCAACUCCAUCCAGUGCUUGAUUAAUUUGUACAUACAUGUAUACAGGCUUGGGAUGUUCUAUUUUCUAGCUUUGCUUCUUAAUUAAUUGUAAUUGUAAAAUAUGAUCAGUUGAGAUACAGUUUGAUGAAACAGAGGGCAUAGGUUUUUUGACCGACGAUCAAAGAUCGGUUAGAUUUGCAUAUCCAAGAUUAAUUUAUGAGCAAUGUUUCCAUGUUCGUUUGUUU
This is a messenger RNA of Andrographis paniculata, 1007 nucleotides long. RefSeq names its product GEM-like protein 7. The coding region runs from base 114 to 803 and encodes 229 amino acids. The transcript is spliced from 4 exons. Lineage: Eukaryota; Viridiplantae; Streptophyta; Magnoliopsida; Lamiales; Acanthaceae. The record is from RefSeq and is a predicted model, not a curated record.